AUGUCUUCUGCGAACUUUGUGUCGCCGACUCCCUCGACCACCACGCCGACAUGGCACCAGUUCGAGCGGAAGAUGGAGGAGGUGAAGCCAUCGAAAAUUGACAUCAAUGAUCUAGUAAUGGACUACCUGGUCACCAACGGUUAUCCUGCUGCCGCAAAGAAAUUUGCAGCAGAGGCCAAUAUUCAGCCAAAGGCGGAUUUCGAUUCGAUCGAGGAGCGAGUUGAGAUCCGUACUGCAAUCCAUGCUGGCAAUGUCCAGACUGCGAUUGAGAAGAUCAACGAGUUGAACCCUCAGAUCUUGGAUGAUGAUCCCUCCUUGCAUUUUUCCCUCUUGCGGCUUCAGCUCAUUGAACUGAUCCGCUCCUGCACUUCCGCUCCUGACGGAGAUAUUAGUCCAGCCCUGGAAUUUGCGACUUCGCAACUAGCACCCCGUGCUCCUACAAACGCACAGUUUCUGGAUGACCUGGAACGCACGCUGGCGUUGCUGAUUUUUCCCUCGGAGAACCUGGCGCCGUCUCUGGCGCCGCUGCUGCACCCAGACCUUCGUAAAGAAAUCGCCACCAACGUCAAUGAAGCCAUCUUGCAGAGUCAAGGUGCCCGUAAAGAAGCUCGGCUUCGUAACCUUGUCAAGCUACGCGCUUGGGCCGAGCAAAAGGCCCGGCAGAGCAAUAAAAAGGAUAUCCCUGACAAGCUCGACCUCGGCCUUGUCAGCGAUGGUAAAAAUGAUGUCUUGGGCUCGUCGAGCUUCCCCCACAACAACAGCUCCGGCCACGAUACCGUCAUGACCAACAACGGCGAUAUCGACCCAAUGAUCUCCUGA
Messenger RNA from Penicilliopsis zonata CBS 506.65, 819 nucleotides. RefSeq lists its product as hypothetical. Gene Ontology annotation, biological process: proteasome-mediated ubiquitin-dependent protein catabolic process. Gene Ontology annotation, molecular function: protein binding. The coding region runs from base 1 to 819 and encodes 272 amino acids. Gene Ontology annotation, cellular component: cytoplasm; nucleus. The transcript is spliced from 4 exons. The record is from RefSeq and is a predicted model, not a curated record. NCBI's taxonomy places the organism in Eukaryota, Fungi, Ascomycota, Eurotiomycetes, Eurotiales, Aspergillaceae.